Messenger RNA from Larimichthys crocea (large yellow croaker), 1950 nucleotides. RefSeq names its product integral membrane protein 2Ca (gene itm2ca). The record is from RefSeq and is a predicted model, not a curated record. Gene Ontology annotation, cellular component: extracellular exosome; Golgi apparatus; plasma membrane. Gene Ontology annotation, biological process: negative regulation of amyloid precursor protein biosynthetic process. The transcript is spliced from 6 exons. Bases 197 to 976 code for a protein of 259 amino acids. Gene Ontology annotation, molecular function: amyloid-beta binding. Lineage: Eukaryota; Metazoa; Chordata; Actinopteri; Sciaenidae.
CCGGUAGAUAAAGACAAAAACAGACAGAGAAGCAGCCCAGCGGUGAGAAGAGGACGGGCCGUCGACGAGGUGAGGGGAUUUAGUCUGAGAAAGGUGGACAGCUCUCGUUAAACACAGAGGAAGAGUGAAGACACCUGCACACACACAGACAGACAGACAGACAGACAGACAGACAGGAGGACAGUGACACCGAGCCAUGGUGAAGAUCAGUUUCCAGUCUGUCGUGGGACAGAAAGUGGAGAAGGAGAAUGAUGGCGACAAAACCGAAAUUCUCAUCCCUCAUCCGAUGGAGGAGGAGGAGCUGGUCCUGCCACUGAGGCCCAAAAAGUCUCCCCUCAAUGGCCUUUGCUGCCUGACGUUUGGCCUGGUUGUGUUCAUGGCCGGUCUGGUCCUGGCCUCCAUUUAUGUCUACCGCUACUACUUCAUACCUCAUAUCCCGGAGGAGAACCUGUUCCACUGCAGGGUGCUCUAUGAAGACUCUGUGUAUGCCCCGCUGCGUGGGCGUCAGGAGCUGGAGGAAAAUGUCGGCAUCUACUUGGCUGACAACUACGAGAAGAUCACUGUGCCCGUGCCUCACUUUGGAGGCAGCGACCCCGCUGAUAUAAUCCACGACUUCCACAGAGGACUGACUGCGUACCAUGACAUUGCCCUGGACAAGUGCUACGUCAUUGAGCUCAACACCACCAUCGUGAUGCCUCCACGCAACCUCUGGGAGCUUCUUAUUAACGUGAAGAAGGGAACAUACUUGCCUCAGACCUACAUCAUCCAUGAAGAGAUGGUGGUGACUGGAAAAGUGCACAACAUGCGUCAGCUGGGACCCUUCAUCUACCGCCUGUGCAACGGAAAGGACACGUACCGUCUGAACCGUCGUGUCACCCACAGACGCAUCAACAAGCGUGAUGCAAAGGACUGCCACCACAUCCGUCACUUUGAGAAUACAUUCGUGGUGGACACGGUUAUCUGCGAUGAAGCGUAAACACGACAGUCAUUCGUGUCAUCCCACCCACCCAAAGGCACGUCUCCAGUCACCGCCCCAGCCAGUGUAGCAUCCUCCUGUGGAUCUGAUAACGUCUGAGUUGCACUUUACUUGUAAUUUUUUUGGUUUUAUGUCCUUUGUAGAAGGUGGUUUUUAAUUCCUGUUUCCGAUGUGUGAUGCAAUACUAAGCUAUUCUAUCAUGGGAUAUUCUUUGUAGCAAAAUCCUUUAGCCAAUAAUGAAUUAUAAUUUCAGGACCUCUCCUCUUCCUCUGGGGAUUUGUAAAAUGGUUAAUGUCGUUGGGGGAGAUGACUGUCUCCAUGCGUUGUCAAGAUGACUGUAUGGUUUUUUUUCCCCUCCUACCCUGGAGGAUACUUUGGGUCUCUUAGUUCUACUAACAGUCAUCUGUGCAAAGCAUGAAGCUUCACUUUCCUGAACAAACAUUCAUAGAUUUCAAUAAUUACCUUAUUUCUCAUAUUCUUUGUAAUGUAAACAUGUAACUGCUGAUAACUAGUUGCUUGCAUCUUUAACCUCUUGCUUGCCUGUUGCUUCCUCGCUGCCCUCUCUCCUCAUCGUCUCACUGUAGAAUUUAAAACAAGGUUGCAUUGAGCAUUAUACUGCUGAUCACUUUUUUGUAUAAUAUUCCAUCAUAAUUGAAACCGGUGACCAUAUUUAUUUCGAUGCUGUCAUUCGUCUUGAGCUUUUCUUUUUUAUUGCCAUAGUUUUUUUCUUCAUUGAUGCCUUUGUGAAACCUUUUUAAAAUGAAGUCCUCGUUUCCCCUUGCAUGUGUCAUCUAUAAGAGAAAAGCAGCAUUGUUUUGUAAAACAACGUUUAAAGCCUUAGUCCAGAGUCAGAGACUGGACUAAAGUCAAUACUACUGAAAGGGAGCAUAGUAUGUUAGUUAAACAAAACCGACUUUGAUCUGUAUAUUUUGUCCGCCGAUGAAAUCUGUCUGUGAAUAAAGUAGUAAAAAUAA